Messenger RNA from Zingiber officinale, 1118 nucleotides. RefSeq lists its product as uncharacterized. The record is from RefSeq and is a predicted model, not a curated record. The transcript is spliced from 5 exons. Gene Ontology annotation, molecular function: ubiquitin binding. The coding region runs from base 89 to 892 and encodes 267 amino acids. Lineage: Eukaryota; Viridiplantae; Streptophyta; Magnoliopsida; Zingiberales; Zingiberaceae.
GCCCCAUCUAAUCCAUCGUGUGCCUCCGCCCCAAGGAAGCCCUUGUUCUCCAUCGCCGGCCGCCAACACCUCAACGCGAUCGUUCAACAUGUCUGUGGUCGUAGAUUGCAGGAAGAGGAACGCCUCGGUGCUUAUCGACGACGCCUUCUACGAAUCGCUGCCGUCUCUCUCGAAGAGGAUCCGCCUCUCAGACUCCGCUGCUCUCCUGGCAUCGCCGCAUCCGCCGCCGCAGAGCCCACUUGAUCUUCUUCGGGCUCGGUUUCCCGAUCUGGACGUUGAGCUUGUACAAAGAGUUUUUGAGACAACUGGUAGUAACUUGGACGUUGCCAUCAAGAAUUUGAUUGAACUUGUAUCGACAUCACAUGGAUCACAAGGGAAGGGUCUGGAUUCUAUUUUGGUGAAUGAUUCAGGGCCCAUUGCCCCAGAUGUUCCUGUGCCAUCUGAAGGAAUGCUUAAUACUACAAUCAAUCUCCCAGUUGAUGGACCAGGAUGGGUGGAACUUCUUCUGAAAGAAUUAACAUCGGCUUCUGACAUGAAUGAUGCAAAAACCCGUGCGUCAAAAAUCUUGGAGAUGUUUGAGAAAUUUGUGGCUGCUCAUGCCAUUCACGAACCGCUUGAUAGUCUUUGCAAGGAAAACAAGAAUUGGAAGGAGCAAGUUGAAGUGCUGCUUCAUGAGAACAACAUCCUCAAACGAGCUGUCGCCAUCCAGCAUGAGCGCCAGAAAACUUUCGACACCCAGGACACAGAAGUGCAACAGCUGAAGCAGAUGCUUUCUCAGUACAAAGAGCAGAUAAAGAUACUUGAGAUGAACAAUUAUGCACUGGGGAUGCAUCUCAAGUUGGCUCAGGAGAGCAGCUCAAUUCCUGGACACCCCCACCCGGAUGUCUUCUAGCCCAUUUAUGCCGAUGCUGCCAUAUUGGCAUUGUGUUUUUUUUUUGCCCUUUGUUAUUUUCUGGUGGAUCAUUAGUUGAUUGUAUUUCACCGGGCGAACAUUUCCAAUACUAUUAGUUUCUGCCUUUCUGCCGAGGUAUCAAUUUUAUAUUUCAUCAAGUUUGUGUAUAGAUUCUGUGUGGGACCGAGUUUCGAUGUUGUAGAAGGGGAGUUGAGCCUUUUCUGCA